CAUCUUUCAUUCAUUCUGCAAGCGGUUUCACACAGCUGUACAGGAGAACCGAGAGCGAGAAGCCGCAGAGCAGAGACGCAAGCGGAAGGAGAGCAUGCGCACUACAGCAAAACGGCGCUCCACAGUUCCCAACUCACGACCUGAGCCUGAGUGGGACUCCUGCAGCUUGAACUCGGCCUUACACAGCUUUCUGUCCACCGCUCCAGAAGGAUUAGCCAGAUGUAGGAGAAACAUGAUGCCCCCAAUUGAAGGAUCCCCCUCUGACCACAGUUCUCAGACUGUUCCAUCUGAAGAAAUAUCUGAGGCUACAAGAGAGAGGCCUGAGAAGAAACAACCCAAACUGCAGAAAGAGGAUGAGCAGCUUGCAGGACUGGAAAACAAAGAGGAAGCUGAGAAGAUGCGCGAGGUAACUCGAAAGGUGCUUCGCUACCAACGCAGCAAAGGUCAGCUUGAUGGAGACAGAGUUUCAGGCACUCCAUGCCGGUCAGAGCGAGUGCAACACAGUCCAGCUACUCCGAGUACUCCUCAGCCUAGAACCAGAGACUUCUUCUUUGCCAACAAUGGGGAGUUUGGGUCCCCGUGGACUAUCCUGAGUCCUUUUGUUUGCCCCCGAAGGAACACCCCACAGAGAAACAGGCAAGCACACCAACAAAGACUGUUCUCCACACCUGGAUUAGAAGACCUUGAUGAUGGAGUCUGGGAGAGUGACGACGGCAGUAGUCUUCUAAAUGGUGCCAUUCGGGACAGCCAAAUAUCUCAUUCUGGUUCUGCGUCUCUUCCUGAGUGCCAUAGCCGCAGGCCUGUGUCUCAGGGUCCAGUCCUUAGAUCUGUUUCUAUGGAUGAAACCAGCAGAUCUCCAGCAUCUGGAUUCCGGCUGGGGAACCUCUUUCAGCGAAGCAAAUCUCAGAGGUCAUACUCCUCUGGCUCAAGGACAGAAAAUACGCAAGAAGGAACAGGAGUCUAUCCUAAUCAUAUAGACGGUCAAGUGUCCACCUCUGGCUUCAUAUCCUUCUUCAGACGCAUUGGUGGCAGAAGUAAACCUGGUGAUGCAGAAGAACAAGGGUUAUGAUAAUUUUAUUUACAGACAAAUUUAUGUUUUAAACUGUUUUGUCUUUUUUUCCUGUUGUGGUUUUAUCCUUUAAUGUAUCCAAGGCAAAUGGGGACUUGCUUUGAACUGUGUAGGUCUUGGUUUUUGGGAGUCAAAUCACAUUCAAAAAUCAGCACAUCUUUCUUUUUUGUGUUUAUGUGCGCAAUAAAGGAUAGCAUUGUCUUUU
Messenger RNA from Monopterus albus (swamp eel), 1274 nucleotides. RefSeq lists its product as uncharacterized. The record is from RefSeq and is a predicted model, not a curated record. Lineage: Eukaryota; Metazoa; Chordata; Actinopteri; Synbranchiformes; Synbranchidae. The coding region runs from base 95 to 1069 and encodes 324 amino acids. The transcript has 2 exons.